GAUAUUGUUCGUAUCGUACAGCACUGGCUCCUAUCGGAAAGCGAACGGUGAUUGGUCGCGCGGACCCCGGAGUAGAAUGAGGCAUUGGAACGGGACGUCUGGCAAUCGAAUAAAAGGGAAGGGAGGAGUGAUUUCGCGCGUUGAACGGAUUCCGAAUAAUUUCGAAGAGGUUCGCGAGCCGCAGCUUGGUCGUGGCCGAUUGAUCGAGCACAGAAACGAGCAGACGAGUCCGUCCGUGAAGGCUUGACGAGAUGUCCGUGAUGGGAAAGGCGGUUCUAUACUCCUAUUGGCGGAGCUCUUGUUCUUGGAGAGUGCGAAUCGCCCUAAACUUGAAGGAAAUUCCAUACGAUAUAAAACCGGUGAGCCUGAUCAAGAACGGAGGAGAACAACAUUCCAAUGAGUUCCGCGAGAUCAAUCCGAUGGAGCAGGUGCCCGCACUUCACAUCGACAAUCACACCCUAAUAGAGUCUCUGAAUAUCUUGCAAUAUCUGGAAGAAACCAGGCCACACCGACCUUUGAUGCCUGCGGAUCCGGUGAAAAGAGCCAGAGUCAGAGAGAUUUGCGAGGUUUUAGCCAGCGGUAUUCAACCACUGCAGAAUUUGAUCGUGCUGAUCUACGUUGGGGAAGAACGUAAGAAGGAAUGGGCACAGCACUGGAUUACCAGAGGGUUUACAGCUGUGGAAAAGUUACUGUCGUCGAGUGCAGGAAAGUAUUGCGUGGGUGACGAAAUCACACUUGCAGACUGUUGCCUGAUACCACAAAUAUUCAACGCGAGGAGGUUUCUCGUCGAUCUGAGACCUUUCCCGACAAUUUUAAGGGUAGACCGUCAUUUAGAGAAUCAUCCAGCCUUUACUGCCGCUCACCCAAAUAAUCAGCCUGAUUGUCCUCCAGAGGCGACCAAGUAGCAAGCAAGGCAGACCACUCUCUUCCUCUUCUAAAUUUUUUAGAAUUGGCGGGGUACAGUGGUCUAUGUUUGAUAGUUCUAUAGUGACAAAAGGUGGUGCAAUUUGAUUUUUUAUUGAAAAUAAUAACGUGUAACAUUAUGUUGGAGGUCGACGACGACCAGCGUCGACGUUUUUUUUGUAAAAUUGAGGUGCAACCUUUUAAUAACCGCAUUUUAAUAUCAUUCGAGCGAUCAAUGAAAUUGUUGUCCGACAUGCAUCACGAUAUUUGAAAUAUUCGACCGGGAUUGUCUGUUUGUUCGUUUGUAGUAGAACGGAUCGUACACCUUUUAUCACUUGCGAACUACAUUUAGGUACGAAAAUGGCGAACAGCGGGGAGCAGAGUGUGUACUUGCGACUCUCUAUAAUUAACUUUCAAUUAUGAAAUAAAACACAGCGAGAGAGAGAGGAGAGGAGAACGCUGCGCCAUUUCCGUUACUUAAACUCAGACGAUAGGAAUGUUGGCCUAUUUUUAAUUUUCUUUUUUGUUAUGUUUUUCCAUUGGUUCGUACGCACAAUCAAAAUUACCAAGAGAAUUCGUCUUCUUCGUACCGGUACUUAACGCGAUUACUUUUGUAAAGUGUAUCGACCUAUUCUAAAUAGGUUCUGUUGUCUGAAAUCAAAAGUUUACUUUUUAUACUUACGAUAAUAUAAUUUUUCGAAUUACUUUUAGCUUACAUAGACUAAGGAGAGAAGAAGUGUUGUUAUUAAAAUAAUAUUAGAUAAUAACUGGACAUUCAUUGUCGAGGUGUACAACAGAUGUAAGCAGAUCUGAACAUCGCGAAACAAGAAAGAGAGAGAAACAAAAAAAAAGAAAGAAAAAAGAAAAAAAGAAAUAUAAAGGAAAGAGGAAACGUGCAAAUAAGGGAACGCAAUCUGCUCAAGCUCCAUACAAGAUACCGAGGAAUGAAAAGUACAAAUGAAAUUCCUUUUCUAAAGCUUCUAUUAUAUCCGUUCGGUACGUUUCGUUUCUCCCUGGGGAAAUUCUGUCGAGGUCCACGAGUAAAGCGUUACCGGGGAUUACUAGACACGACAUAACCUUCGAUCGUCACGAGUAUUUUUUAGCUUGAGAAGGAUAGCUCGAAGGUGUGCUCGACGUUGAUGCCCGAUUCCAAAGCUUGCGCUAUAGUCUGUUAAUCGGCUUUUUGAUCGCUUCGCCAUCAUUCCCCCACUUGUUUCUCGAGAAUUUCUUUGAAAGCGAGACUGACGAAAAAAAAAAUAAACUGAUUAACAGUUUAAUAGAGCGCGACGAAUAAGAAGAAGGAUCUGGGGAAGCUACGAUUAAAGCUCGUACUCUGAAAAGUUUUCCGAAUGUAUUCGUUCUUUCGAUCUUGAGCACACUUUCCGGUUCUUUCCGCCGUAUUUUGUUUCGCGAGACAUAAUCUUACGUAGAGAUACAUUCUCCUGUCGUAUCGCCUGUAAUUGUAUAACGUCUAUAUAUAUUUUGUAGUUUUAUACACGGAAAA
Molecule: messenger RNA, 2407 nt
Organism: Megalopta genalis
Lineage: Eukaryota; Metazoa; Arthropoda; Insecta; Hymenoptera; Halictidae
Product: putative maleylacetoacetate isomerase 2
Biological process (GO): L-phenylalanine catabolic process; glutathione metabolic process
Cellular component (GO): cytoplasm; mitochondrion
Molecular function (GO): maleylacetoacetate isomerase activity; glutathione transferase activity
Source: RefSeq, a predicted model, not a curated record